AGCCAGCCACCCCACCGACGACCACCUCCCGCUCUGCUGCUCUGCUCCUUACACACCCGCAGGUCGCAGGCCACGACGAUGCGGCCACGGCGAGGCUAUAAACCGCGCUUCCGGCCGUAGCUGACAGCCUUCUACUCCUCCCACUCCUCGGCAGCACAACCACAAUGGGCAACGCUGCGCUGCGCGGCCCGGCGGUGGAGGAGCGGCUGACGCAGCCGCGCCGCCUGGUCCGGCAGCUCUCCGACCUGGACUCCGACCGGCUCCGGCGGCUCAUCCGCUCCGGCGACCUCGCGCCGUGCUUCGACGCCGCCGAUGAAGACGGCCGCGCCGUCGAGUGCCCCAUCUGCUUCCACUUCUACCCGAGUUUGAAUCGAUCCAAGUGCUGCGGCAAAGGGAUCUGCACAGAGUGCUUCCUGCAGCUGAUGCCGUCCAAGGCUUCCAGAGCUGUCCACUGCCCAUUCUGCAAAACUGCAGCCUACGCUGUCGAAUACCGCGGUGCUAGAACCUUGAGUGAGAAGAAACUUCAACGAGAAGAAGAACAGAACGUUCAUGAGGGUGCAACGAGAAUACAUUCCAAGAACGCCGGUGGACAUAUCCUACUUCCAUAGGAGUCCCAAGCCUGAUUUUGCAGUGCUAAAGGCACCCAAACCAAACUGUUGAUUUUUCGGACCCUUCGAGAGAGAUUUCAUUGCUUCCAUGACAGUACCUGAAAUGUUUCAGAUAUUAUUUGUCUGCAUGAUUUUUAGAGAAUGAAAAGAAUUGUUUUAGAUAUAAAUGUUUGCAGAACAGAGUAAAUGCUAGUAGUGCAAAUUGAAACAAAAAAUAUUCUGUCAGCGGCACAAGUGGAGUGGGGAUUUGGUGCAGAAGUGUAGAACGAUUCUGUAGCUGGCUCUGAAGACAAAGCUAAAGUCCCUCAAAUCUACCUCGGCCUGCCGCUCUCCAACCGCAAGCUCACCGUGGACGACUUCCUCCCGCUCAUUGCCAAAGCUGAGCGCUACCUCUCCGGCUGGCGCGCUCAGCUUCUGUCCUUUGGGGGGUGCCUGGUGCUGCUCAAUGCCGUGCUGGACGCUCUCCCCACAUAUGCCAUGUCUGCGAUGGAGGUCCCGCCCUCUGUCCUCCGGGCGAUCGACGCCCUGCGCUGCUCCUUCCUCUGGACCGCGAUGGACAAAGCCUCUGGGGCCAGUGUCUCGUCGCCUGGGAACGCGUCGUCCGUCCCAAGGAGGAGGGGGGCUGGGGGUUCGCGCCCUCCCGGUCCAGAAUCGGUGCCUACUGCUGAAGCUCCUUCACCGCCUUCACUCGCGCCAGGAUGCGCCGUGGGCUAGAUGGGUCUGGGGUGAGCUGGGACGCUCGCUGCUAACAUCCGCAGCGGU
Triticum aestivum (bread wheat) is the source of this 1370-nucleotide messenger RNA. Its product is annotated as E3 ubiquitin-protein ligase GW2. Bases 165 to 608 code for a protein of 147 amino acids. NCBI's taxonomy places the organism in Eukaryota, Viridiplantae, Streptophyta, Magnoliopsida, Poales, Poaceae. The transcript has 5 exons. The record is from RefSeq and is a predicted model, not a curated record. Gene Ontology annotation, cellular component: cytoplasm.